UGGCGCCCACCCGCCCGGCCGCCGCAGCCGGCUCCGGCGCCGCGGUACGCGCGUCUGGCCGGAAAAGCAGCUCCAGCUUCAGUCGCGGGGUGGGAGGAGGAGGAGGCGGCGGCGGCGGCGGCGGGGGCGGCGUCGCCGAGGGGCGCGGGUGUUAAACCUGAGGGCGCCGCCGACAUGGUGUCCCAGGUGCUGCAGCUGCUCCGGCAGGGGGUGUGGGCCGCGCUCACCGGGGGCUGGUACCACGACCCCGAGCAGAGCACGUUCACCAACAGCUGCCACCUGUACCUGUGGCUGUUCCUCCUGCUGCUGCCCCUGGCCUUGCACCUGGCUUUUCCUCCAAAUGCGGUCACUGUAUUUUUUUACUGCAGUUCAGUGACUAUAUUCUUCACAAUAAUCAAAUUGGUCAGUUACCGCCUACACCUCAUGUUUGAUAAAGGAGAAAUAAUUCAGCAAAAGCCAUCCAGUAAGAAAGAAAAGACAAAUAAAGACAAAGAGGCUAUCAGUGAACGAAUAACCAAUCAUAAAAUCCCAAGCAGUAACACGCAGAUUCAAAAUGGCAAAAAGGAAGAGGGCAGUCGGAACCUCUCCACACCUCCCCUCCGCUGCAGCUCUAGAGGACAGAGCCCAAACUCUCAUCACUCUUCCACGCUGUUGGAGUUGCCAGAACAGGAAACAGUAGAAGAUCUCAAAGGUGUCAUUCUGUCAGAAGACCAACCCAUAGCGCCAGAGUCAUCUACCUCACCUGGUAUCAAAAGGGAAAGCUUACCUGCUUCUCAGGUGUGCACGCUGGAAGCCACACCCAAGUCAGCAAUACCAGUGAAACCAACUGCCACAGAAACUCUCAUCAAUGACAAAGGGACAGAAAGAAGGAGAAAGGGGCAGCCUCCUGUGCGCCACAGAUCUGAGGGUGGCUUAGUGGAUAAGGGACCCUUGAAGAAAUUGCCCCACCUGUCUUUGUCUCAGUACGACUUAAUAGAAACAGAUGUUUCUUUCCAGCCGUGGGGGAGUGAGAAUUCAGUCCUGAUUCCAGAACCUGCCAGUUGUCGUCUGUGCUCCAUACGGGAACAGUUACAAAGCAGGUCACCUCAGGACAGUCUGAGCAGCAGCUGCCCGCAGUGUCACACUGUCAUGAUCAGACCUGCGGAAGAGCUGGUGGGCACUUCUGGUCAGGGGUGCCUACCCUUGCACCAGGAAGUGGACUACUCAGAUAGUGAGGUGGCUGUGACGCUCAUUGAUACUUCUCAGCCUGGAGACCCCCUGAGUCUGCAUGAACCCAUUAAAAUUGUCAUCACCAUGAGCAGUACUGCAGACUCCAUGACAGACUUGGAAAGCUCCCUCCACCUGAAGGUGAUUGGCACCGAGAGGACUGGCCUAAAGUCUGAUGCCGAGCCAGCUACCCCAGGGGUGGCCAGCCCUCCAAACACUAAGCAGACCAGAAUCCCUGUGAUUACCCUUCAGCUGUCCGAGGAUGGGGGAGGAAGCACGACGUGUCCUGAAGGCGGAGGGAGUGGAAGGGCUUCAGAGAGGCUGCAAGCAGAGGUGUCUUCUAGUCAGUGCAGUCCUGGCUACUACACAUCUGGGGAGGUGGAAUGUGCCGCCAAGGACCGCAAUCCUUCCUGGGCAACAGCACCCCCACUCACACCUCCUGUGGCCUCUGAGUCUGAGGCGGGGAAGGAAGGCCAGGCUAACCUUGACCCAUCGUCUUGUAAGAACAGCCAUGAAAAGAGACAUGCCCGGGUACUCAGUGUAGAUAGUGGGACAGAUGUCUUCUUGAGUAAAAGUUCCACAGAAAUUAUUAAUGAUAAAGAGAAAACAAUGCCAACUUCCAAAUCUGACCUAGAGGCUAAGGAAGGGCAAAUACCACACGAGUCCAACUUCUUGGAAUUUGUCUCCCUGUUGGAAUCAAUUAAUACUUCCAAGGUGGUGGCAGCUGAGCAGCUGACUGGGUCAGCAGGGCAGAACCAAGAAGGGGGGCUUCUCCCAGGUGCGACUCCACGGAACAGAACUGUCUGUUCUGAAGACUACACAGAAGGUAAUUGUUCCCAGGAGAAAAAGGAAGAAAUUCUGGAAAGUGAAAAGCCCAUUGGACAAAAUUUCAAGCAAAGAAAACCAGACUUACAAAGUCAAGACCACACUGGUACUAGUCCUGUGUUCAUUCAACCUGCCAGGACUCCUGCCUUUUUCCAGGGCAAUAGACAAAGACAAAUUAUCUACAGAGUAACUUCCCAACAAGACAGUUCUGUCUUGCAAGUCAUCAGUGGGCCUGAAACAUCUGUGCAAGAGGAGAUGUCUGUGGAUGCCAUGCACGUCUUCCUUGAUGAACAUGGGGAAAUUAGAUCCUGUUAUUUAAAGUCUGGAAAUGAGAAAGAAGGCCCUUUACAACAUCCUCCAUUAAAUUAUGACUGUGUCUUUCAGGCUCGGGAGAUUCAGGUCAGCUCCUCCAGCACCGAAACUUCUGAAAGUCAAGAUCCCUCUUCUGGAGACCCUGUCGUCAGUGCCCUUCAGCAGCAGCUGUUACUAAUGGUGGCUCGGAGAACCCAGUCAGAAACCCCGCGGCAUGUGAGUCAGGAUCUAGAAGACUCGUCAUGUUCUUCCACACAAGGAAAAUUUAACCGAGAGCAGUUUUACAAAUUUAUCAUUUUCCCUGGCAAGUGGAUUAAAGUCUGGUACGAUCGACUUACCUUGUUGGCAUUACUUGAUAGAACUGAAGAUGUCAAGGAGAAUGUGCUGGUGAUUUUACUCGUUGUUCUGGUCUCCCUGCUUGGAUUUCUGACAUUGAACCUGGGCUUCUGCAAGGAUAUGUGGGUGCUCGUCUUCUGCCUGGUCAUGGCCAGCUGCCAGUACUCCCUGUUAAAGAGCGUUCAGCCUGACCCCGCCUCACCAAUACACGGACACAACCAAAUCAUAACAUACAGCAGACCAAUCUAUUUCUGUGUGCUGUGUGGCCUUAUUUUGCUUCUUGAUACCGGGGCCAAAGCCAGGCACCCUCCCCGUCACGUUGUAUAUGGCCUGAAGCUCCUCUCUCCUGUGGCCCUGCAGUCAGCUAGGGACUUCUUAAUAGCAUUUUUGUAUUGCUUCCCUGCGAUUUCUCUCCUUGGGCUUUUCCCUCAGAUCAACACUUUCUGCAUUUAUCUUUUGGAACAAAUUGACAUGCUGUUUUUUGGAGGUUCCGCUGUGUCGGGGCUUACCUCGGCUGUGUACAGUGUAGCCCGGAGCGUCCUGGCUGCUGCCCUGCUCCACGCAGUUUGCUUCAGUGCGGUGAAGGAGCCGUGGAGUAUGCAGCACAUCCCAGCACUUUUUUCAGCUUUCUGUGGCCUCUUGGUUGCACUUUCUUACCAUCUGAGCCGGCAGAGCAGUGACCCCUCUGUGCUCAUGUCCUUUAUUCAAUGCAAACUAUUUCCUAAAUUUUUACAUGAAAAUUUGGAAGAGUCGGUUGCAGACCCUCUCCCCAAGAAGAUGGAAGACUCCGUGAAGGACAUGUUGAAGUCUGAUCUCCUCGUCUGUGCGGUCGCCGCUGUCCUCUCGUUUGCAGUCAGUGCCAGCACUGUGUUUCUGUCAUUACGACCAUUCCUUAGCAUCGUGCUGUUUGCCCUGGCAGGCUCUGUGGGCUUUGUGGCACAUUACGUACUCCCUCAGCUCCGCAAGCAUCAUCCCUGGAUGUGGAUCUCACACCCCGUCCUCAAGAAUAAGGAGUAUCAUCAGCGGGAACUGAGAGAUGUCGCCCAUUUAAUGUGGUUUGAAAGACUCUAUGUUUGGCUUCAGUGUUUUGAAAAAUAUGUCUUGUACCCAGCAAUAAUUUUGAACGCCCUCACUAUUGAUGCAUUUUCAAUAAGCAAUUACCGGAGACUUGGCACCCACUGGGACAUUUUUCUGAUGAUCAUCGCAGGCAUGAAGCUGUUGCGCACUUCUUUCUGCAACCCUGUUCACCAGUUUAUUAACUUGGGCUUCACCGUCGUCUUUUUCCACUUCGACUACAAAGAUAUUUCAGAGAGUUUCUUACUGGAUUUCUUCGUGGUGUCCAUUGUAUUUAGCAAGCUUGGGGACCUACUUCACAAGCUGCAGUUCGUCAUGGCGUACGUGGCUCCCUGGCAGAUGGCUUGGGGCUCGUCCUUUCACGUGUUUGCCCAGCUCUUUGCCAUCCCUCAUUCCGCCAUGCUUUUCUUUCAGACGAUUGCCGCGUCAAUCUUCUCUACCCCACUGAGCCCGUUUCUUGGGAGUGUCAUUUUCAUUACAUCAUAUGUCAGGCCGGUGAAAUUCUGGGAGAAAAACUACAAUACAAGGCGAGUGGAUAAUUCCAACACAAGACUGGCAGUCCAAAUCGAAAGGGAUCCAGGUAAUGAUGACAAUAAUCUCAACUCUAUAUUUUAUGAGCAUUUGACAAGGACCCUCCAGGAGUCCCUCUGUGGAGACUUACUUCUCGGUCGCUGGGGCAACUACAGCUCUGGAGAUUGCUUUAUUUUGGCUUCAGAUGACCUCAAUGCCUUCGUUCAUCUGAUUGAAAUUGGAAAUGGUCUUGUCACCUUUCAACUUCGAGGACUGGAAUUCCGCGGAACCUAUUGCCAGCAAAGGGAGGUGGAAGCCAUCAUGGAAGGCGAUGAGGAUGACAGAGGCUGCUGCUGCUGUAAACCAGGCCACUUGCCCCACCUGCUGUCCUGCAACGCUGCGUUUCACCUCCGCUGGCUGACCUGGGAGAUUGCACAGACACAGUACAUCCUGGAGGGCUACAGCAUCUUAGACAACAACGCAGCCACCAUGCUGCAGGUGUUUGACCUCCGAAGGCUCCUCAUCCGUUACUACAUCAAGAGUAUAAUAUACUAUAUGGUAAUAUCCCCCAAACUCCUCUCCUGGAUCAAAAAUGAAUCACUGCUGAAGUCCCUGCAGCCCUUUGCCAAGUGGCAUUACAUUGAGCGGGACCUUGCGAUGUUCAACAUUAACAUCGAUGAUGACUACGUCCCGUGUCUCCAGGGGAUAACGCGAGCUAGCUUCUGUAACGUUUAUCUAGAGUGGAUUCAGUACUGCACUCGGAAGAGACAGGAGCCGUCAAAGACCAUCGUGGACAGUGACGAGGACUCUGCCUUGGUGACUCUCUCUUUUGCUCUGUGCGUCCUGGGGAGGCGAGCCCUGGGAACUGCCGCCCACAAUAUGGCCAUCAGCCUGGAUUCUUUCCUGUAUGGCCUCCAUGCCCUCUUCAAAGGCGACUUUAGAGUAACAUCACGAGACGAGUGGGUGUUUGCUGACAUGGACCUACUGCAUAAAGUUGUCGCUCCAGCCAUCAGGAUGUCCCUGAAACUUCACCAGGACCAGUUCACGUGCCCUGACGAGUAUGAAGACCCCGUGGUCCUCUAUGAGGCUAUCCAGUCCUUCGCGGAGAAGGUGGUCAUCUGCCAUGAGUGCGACCCGGCCUGGCGGGGUGCGGUGCUGUCCAACAGGGAGGAGCUGCUCACCUUGCGGCACGUGGUGGAUGAGGGCACCGAUGAGUACAAGGUCAUCAUGCUCCACAGAGGCUUCCUGAGCUUCAAGGUCAUCAAGGUGAACAGGGAGUGUGUGCGGGGGCUGUGGGCCGGCCAGCAGCAGGAGCUCGUCUUCCUCCGGAACCGCAACCCGGAGCGCGGCAGCAUCCAGAACAACAGGCAGGUGCUGCGCAACCUCAUCAACUCCUCCUGCGACCAGCCCCUGGGCUACCCCAUGUACGUGUCCCCGCUGACCACCUCCUACCUAGGGACCCACAGGCAGCUGAAGAGCGUGUGGGGCGGACCCGUCACUCUGAACAGACUCAGGACAUGGUUCCAGACCAAGUGGCUGAGAGUACGCAAGGACUGUAACACCCGCCAGCACAGCAACAGCAAUGUUGAAGACGCAGAUGGUGGAGGGGGCCCUGUGAUAGGAGGCAGCCAUGCCCAGAGUGGUGGCAGCCAGGAGAGCAGCACAGAACAGCCCAGAAAAGGUGGAUCCCAGGCCUGGGCCUCAUCCCAUGAAGGGACACAGGGGACAGGCAGGAGGAAGGGCAGGAGCCAGUCUGUUCAGGCACACUCGACUCUGAGCCAAAGGCCGCCAGCGCUGAGCUCAUCUGGCCCGAUAUUAGAGAGCCACCAGGCCUUCCUCCAGACGUCCACGUCGGUCCACGAGUUGGCCCAGCGGCUGUCGGGCAGCCGGCUGUCCUUGCACACCUCGGCUGCAUCUGUGCACUCCCAGCCACCGCCAGUCACCACCACGGGCCACCUGAGUGUCCGUGAGCGGGCCGAGGCGCUUAUCAGGUCCAGCCUGGGGUCCUCCACCAGCUCCACCCUGAGCUUCCUCUUUGGCAAAAGGAGCUUUUCCAGUGCUCUUGUCAUUUCUGGACUCUCUGCCGCAGAGGGGGGCAACACCAGUGACACCCAGUCGUCCAGCAGCGUCAAUAUCGUGAUGGGCCCCUCGGCCAGGGCCACUAGCCAGGCCAGACGGCACUUCUCUGAGCCGUGUGAACCCACCGACACUACCGAGCAGGGGCAGCUUCGCGAGCAACGUCCAGCUGAGGCUGUGGCAGACACGCUGGGGGUAGUCUGCAGGAGAGCGAGCCAGGAGGACAUGGGCCUGGAUGACACAGCAUCCCAGCAGAGUGCUUCGGAUGAGCAGUGACAGUGCGUCUGGUUGGGAACACUUGACUCCACAGCUCUCCCUGUGCCCACCAAGAUCAAGGAGAGUUAGUAUUUCAUUCCAUGGGAGGCUCUUCCUGUGGAAAAGGAGAGCUGUUCUAGAAAACAUAAUAACUUGAUCUCAGGUCCUUGAACAAAACUCAUGUGGUGAAAAAUAAAACGAAAAGAAGGCACCACCCCUUCCCCCAUGCACUGGGCUGCCCAGAGCAGCACCGCACUAACAGCACCACACACCUCCCAGGUCUGAAACGUCAGACAAAAGCCAUUUACCAUCUUCAACAACUAGGGUAAGCAGGGCCUGUGAAUAACGCCUUUCUGCCCUGAUGAAAACACACAACUGCAUGUUAAAUAAUUGGCAUUUUACACAUCACGUCACCAUGAAAAAGAGAUGAACAGCAGCACAUGUGAGGCCAUCAGCUAGUCACAUGCAUUACGGUGGUGUAAGGAAAACCUAAUUUCUUUGUCAUAUUUAUGCAAAUGUUAACUAAGCAUAACAGCGGCCGCUUCGUGACAACCUGGGACAGUGCAUGCAGUCGUGUCCUAGGUAAUCUGUGAUGAGCCAAGAUGUGUUGGGAUGGGAGUUUAGAAAUCGUGUCCCAUCAGUGCGUGGACAGCCACCAGGGGGUAGUGGUCACAUGAUGCUUCUCACUACUCCGGGUGAUCCGCAGGCCCUGGCCCUCCCACACGCUUCACAGGAGCCCAUGUUGUUCUCCAAGCCUAGCGACCCUGACUCAACCCUCGCUGUUUCAGGCCACAUGUACACACCUUUGUUUUUGGAAUUAAAAUGUUUAUAGUUA
Messenger RNA from Nycticebus coucang (slow loris), 7429 nucleotides. It is a transcript of the gene PCNX2, whose product is annotated as pecanex 2. NCBI's taxonomy places the organism in Eukaryota, Metazoa, Chordata, Mammalia, Primates, Lorisidae. The transcript has 34 exons. Bases 175 to 6615 code for a protein of 2146 amino acids. The record is from RefSeq and is a predicted model, not a curated record. Gene Ontology annotation, cellular component: membrane.